Molecule: messenger RNA, 1997 nt
Organism: Wyeomyia smithii (pitcher-plant mosquito)
Lineage: Eukaryota; Metazoa; Arthropoda; Insecta; Diptera; Culicidae
Product: calcium uptake protein 1 homolog, mitochondrial-like
Exons: 10
Coding region: 147-1739 (530 amino acids)
Biological process (GO): mitochondrial calcium ion homeostasis; calcium import into the mitochondrion
Cellular component (GO): uniplex complex
Molecular function (GO): calcium ion binding
Source: RefSeq, a predicted model, not a curated record
GUUCUCCGGCUGUGAUUCUAUUUUCUUUGCGGAUGAUCGAUCCAAAAAUAAGUUGCUGUUGGGUGCAGUGCGUAUAAUUGAAAUCUUUUAUUUCCUUAAUUGACCUUCUCGGUGCAGCUGGUCAAUCCUUCAAGAGAAUUCGCGAAAUGUCUCUGGUGAGACUUUGCGAAUCGGGAAGAGUCAAAUGGUUGUUUUUAAGUAAAAGUGGAGUUUUGCUACGAGAGAAUGCUACAAGAGGAUUGUUUUCCGGAAAUGGAAGCAAUCUAGCAAGGUAUGCAACCAGUAGCAAUAACGGAUCAGUUCUUACCUUCCGCGCCCGGCUUGAUAACAAUGACAGUCGUCAGAAGAGAAGUCAUAAUGGAGAAAGAGGGUACAAAAAUUUUGGCCAUAAACCGGAAAAAGAAGCACUGUUUACUACAAUUUUUGGUGCUGUUUUGGUAACGGCAAUGUUCGGAGCUUGUUUAGAUUGGAAGAAGUUGGGUAAAGCUUUAGACUGGCCUAAGGUGGAUGCAGACGCUGGGGUGCAUGUUGGUAGAAAUAAUUCUAGCGAAUUGGAACAGGAUGACGAGGAUUCGGAAGAUGAUGAGGAAGCUCAGGCCAAAAAGAAAGCUAGGAAAGAGAAGAUUGGCUUUCGGGACCGCAAGAUCAUCGAGUACGAAAAUCGCAUCCGACAGUACUCAACUCCGGACAAGGUGUUCCGCUACUUCGCCACCAUUCAGGCGCCGCAAAGUGCUGGCGAAAGCGUCGAAGUCUUUAUGACGCCGAUCGACUUCCUCACUAGUAUGACACCGGGGAUGAAACAACCAGAGGGGCUUGGAUUGGAUCAGUACAAACGCUACGAUGCCAGGAGCGUAUCAACUCGACUCGAUUUGCAGCUGGACAACGAUAGCAUAUUCUACAAGCUUGGAUCGUACGGAUUGAUAUCCUUUUCCGACUACAUCUUCCUGCUGACGGUGCUGUCAACAUCCCGGCGCCACUUUGAAAUUGCUUUUCGCAUGUUUGACCUCAACGGAGAUGGAGAUGUGGACAGUGAGGAGUUCGAGAAGGUAGCAAAUUUGAUCCGACAGCAGACCAGCAUCGGCAACCGGCACAGAGAUCAUGCCAAUACUGGCAACACGUUUAAGGGAGUGAAUUCCGCGCUAACUACAUACUUUUUCGGACCUAAAAACGACGAGAAGCUAACAAUCGAAAAGUUUUUAGACUUUCAGCAGCAGCUUCAACGGGAAAUUCUAACCUUAGAAUUCUUACGUAAAAACCCCGAUGAAAACGGUAACAUCAGUGAGUCAGAUUUUGCCGAACUUUUGCUAGCGUACGCUGGUUACCCGCAGAAAAAGAAGGUCAAGAAGAUCAAGCGCGUAAAGAAAAGGUUCCGCGAUCAUGGCGCCGGUGUUUCGAAGGAAGACUACCUCAACUUCUUUCACUUCCUAAAUAACAUCAACGACGUCGAUACUGCUCUAACUUUCUACCACAUUGCCGGUGCGUCCAUUGAUCAGGCCACACUGAAACAUGUGGCGAAAACGGUAGCACUGGUAGAGUUGACCGAUCACGUCAUUGACGUUGUCUUCACGAUAUUCGACGAAAACAUGGACGGCCAGCUAAGCAACCGUGAGUUUGUGGCGGUAAUGAAAAACCGACUGCUUCGUGGCCUAGAAAAGCCAAAAGAUACCGGUUUUGUCAAGCUGAUGCAUUCGAUUCUUAAGUGUGCCAAAGAUACGAAGCCAGUACUGUUGGAUCUGUAAGUAUCGUCCGGGUUCUUUCUACAGCAGUUAGAUCGCAUUCCAAAGGAGUGUUGGAAAUAUCGUCCAAGGAAACCGCCGUAGAUUUUCACAUUAGCUUGAAAAGCGCACAUAUUUGUCUGUCUCAGUGUGUGUGAUUGUCUCUCACUCAUCUCGUCUCUAUGAAGUUUUAAAUCGACUUAUGUUAUGUUUGGCGAACAGUUACCAAAUUUUUACUUGCUUCGGGUUGAAUGUCCAUUAAAGUAUUUGUUCCGUUCUGUG